AUGCAAGUGGACUCCACGUUAAUACAUUUUGUCAGUGACAUGAACCGGACGGAGUUUCCGCAAAAUUACACUUUGGGACUAAAACAGCAGGUGGAAAAUGACGCAUCUAGCCCGAGCAAUCAGACGCGGUUAAGUAACUCGCCCUGGAGCGAUUUGGAGAGCGGCGAGCGCGCUGCGGAGCAUCUGGUGAUGAGCGCACCGAGGUGCUACAGCCGCGGGCAUCACGGCAAGGCCAAACGGAGGAGGAUCAUCACCGUGGUCCAGAGACAGGCAGCUAAUGUGCGGGAGAGGAAGCGGAUGUUUAGCCUGAAUGAGGCGUUUGAUGAACUGAGGAGGAAAGUUCCCACAUUCGCCUACGAGAAGAGACUGUCCCGCAUCGACACGCUCCGUCUUGCAAUCGUCUACAUCUCUUUUAUGACGGACCUGCUGGAGAACACCUGA
Messenger RNA from Plectropomus leopardus (leopard coralgrouper), 441 nucleotides. It is a transcript of the gene ferd3l, whose product is annotated as Fer3 like bHLH transcription factor. The record is from RefSeq and is a predicted model, not a curated record. Gene Ontology annotation, biological process: regulation of transcription by RNA polymerase II; developmental process. Gene Ontology annotation, molecular function: protein dimerization activity; RNA polymerase II transcription regulatory region sequence-specific DNA binding; DNA-binding transcription factor activity, RNA polymerase II-specific. NCBI's taxonomy places the organism in Eukaryota, Metazoa, Chordata, Actinopteri, Perciformes, Serranidae.